This is a messenger RNA of Cuscuta europaea, 2126 nucleotides long. The record is from the annotation of a GenBank genome assembly. Lineage: Eukaryota; Viridiplantae; Streptophyta; Magnoliopsida; Solanales; Convolvulaceae.
GUUUUCCUCUUGCUUCAGUUUACUCAUUCAAACUCCCAAACCAUUUCUUAUAAAUUAAUGAUUUUGAAUUGAAUAAUCACAAACUGCUUCUUCUCUCUACUGUACAUUUGCCUAUAUAUUGGGGAGCUUGAUAUGAAGGCCCUGUUUGGUUGCGCGGUUAAGCUUUCGAGAUGCAUUAAUGGCAGCUUUCUGAGAUAAUAAAGAGAGGAAGAGGGGAGGGUGGAGCGCGCGCGAGAAACAGAGAUCCGAUUCCAACGGCCGGGAUUAUUUUCGCUUUAAUUUAAAAAGACACGGAGUAGAUUUUAAUGGAAGGUCAGAAAAGCCAGGUGAAGCUAACGAGGGCCCACUCCUCCUCCCUUCUCCGCUCGUCGCCCACCUUCCGGUUAUCGAUCCAAAGCUCCGCCGUGAACGAUAUUCCGCCGUCCGAUGGGGGCGACCCCCCUGACCUUGAAGAGCAGAAGCCCCACAGUAAAAAGCCGGGCGGAACCACCCCGGCGCCGUCGCCGGCUCAUGGAUUUCGCCCAUUCCGAUCUGGUUCGGCGCGGGAGGCUUCUAUCCUCGCCGUCUCCCUCUUCUCUCUGUACAUUCUCUCGAUUUUCUUCAACUGGGAUGACGUCCCCACCUCGGAGAAUCUUCUCCUGGCGCUGACCUUUGUUGCGGUGCUUCUGUUCAUGGUCCGGAGGAAUAAGAAGAUGGUUCGGCUGUGCUACGUUUUCCUGAGGCAACUCUGUGAGGAGUACGGGAAGAGAGUGGGUUUCGCGUCUAAGAGUUCAUCGAGUCCGGUAGAGUGGUUUAUAGGCCGGGAGGCUAAUCCGGAUUUGGAGAAGGAGAAGGUAAUGGCGGUAGUGAAAGAAGGGGUGGAGUUUUACAGCAACGGGGACUUGUACGAAGGUGAGUUCCACAAGGGAAGGUGCAACGGGAGCGGGGUUUACAGUUACAUGGGAAGUGGGAGGUAUGAAGGGGACUGGGUGGAUGGAAAGUAUGAUGGGUAUGGGAUAGAGAGUUGGGCCAAAGGGAGCAAGUACAAGGGACAAUAUAGGCUUGGUCUGAGACAUGGCUAUGGAGUUUAUAGAUUCUACACAGGAGACGCAUAUGCUGGGGAGUGGUGUAAUGGGGAGAGCCAUGGUUGUGGGGUUCAGACUUGCUCCGAUGGAAGCUUCUAUGUUGGUGAAUUCAAAUACGGUGUCAAACACGGCCUUGGCUGCUACCAUUUCAGGAAUGGAGACAGAUAUGCUGGAGAGUAUUUUGGGGAUAAAGUCCAUGGUUUUGGGAUGUAUCACUUUGCAAAUGGCCACUGUUAUGAAGGAUCAUGGCAUGAGGGGCGCAAACAAGGUUACGGGGCAUACAUUUUUCGGAAUGGGGAGACAAGAAGUGGGGAAUGGCAGAAUGGCAAUCUAAAGUCUUCGUCUCCCUUAGUAAAUGAGGCAGUCUUGGAAGCAGCAGUUCAGGCUGCAAGAAGAGCAGCACAAAAGGCUAUCAAUAUUCAUCGUGUAGAAGAGCAGGUAAACAAGGCAGUCAUAGCAGCAAACCGAGCUGCUACUGCUGCUAGAGUUGCUGCUAUUAAAGCAGUUCAGAAUAGAAUGGAUGGAAAAUUUUGUGAUACCUGUAGUUGAAAGGUUACACGACUACUUGUAAUUGUAAAUGUAUGUUUAAAAAGAAAGGUUUAGUUCAACUUUUGGUCCCUUGACUGAAUUCAUUCAAGCUUUUGGUCCUCAACUUCCAUUUUUCUAACUUUGGUCCUUCUAGCCACAUUUCUAGCUACUUUCCAUACAAGUUCCGGUCAAUUUUCGAUUCAAGGACCAUAAGUGAGAAAAAGUCUGUAGUUGUAGGUUCAAAAGUUAAAAGGUUCAAGUCGAGAAUGAAAUUUUCAAGUCAGGGGACCAAAAGUGUAAUUGCUUCAAAAAAACUUUGCUGCUGUUGUGAUGUUUAUAACCCUGGUUAGCAAAAGGCUAACUGGAGGUUGAGGUUUUGAGCUUUGACUAAAUUGUAAGCCUGUAACAUGUACAUAGUGCUUGUUUUCUCAAUGAAAACAUCCAUGUGAUUUUUUUCCCAAACAAUUUCUUGUUCUGCCAUGUCUUUCCUCCUGCUUAUUUAUCUUCUGAGUUAAUUAGCAAAAUUGAUUAGUA